Molecule: messenger RNA, 1620 nt
Organism: Elephantulus edwardii (Cape elephant shrew)
Lineage: Eukaryota; Metazoa; Chordata; Mammalia; Macroscelidea; Macroscelididae
Product: eukaryotic translation initiation factor 4 gamma 1-like
Exons: 3
Coding region: 1-1620 (539 amino acids)
Cellular component (GO): eukaryotic translation initiation factor 4F complex
Molecular function (GO): protein binding; translation initiation factor activity; mRNA binding
Source: RefSeq, a predicted model, not a curated record
AUGCAGCAGAAUGAGCUGAAGGAAGACAAAAUUCACAAUGCUGAGAAUAUCCAGCCUGUGGAGCAGACGUGUAAGUCAGAUCAGUGGAAGCCUCUAAAUGUCGAGGAGAAAAAGCGCUAUGAUCGGGAGUUCCUGCUUGGCUUUCAGUUUGUCUUUGCCAGUCUGCAGAAGCCAGAGGGCUUGCCCCAUAUCACUGAUGUGGUGUUGGACAAGGCCAAUAAAACACCACUGCGUCCACUGGAUCCUGCCAGGUUACAGAGCAUAACUUGUGGCCCAGACUUCACUCCAUCCUUUGCCAACCUUGGCAGACCAGCCCUUGGCAGCCGUGGGCUCAUGACGGGUGAGCCAGGUAGGGAGCUAUCCCGAGGGCAUCAGCCUGGCUUGAGACCCCGGCACUCUCAAGAGGGUCCUCGAAAAGAACCACGCAAGAUCAUUACCUCAGUGUUUAUGACUGAAGACAUAAAACUGAACAAAACCGAAAAGGCCUGGAAACCCAGCAGCAAGAGGACACUGGCUGACAGGAACCAAGGAGACGAGGAUGCGGAUGAAAGCAAAACCCAGGAACUGUUCCGCAGGGUACGAUCCAUCCUAAAUAAGCUGACACCCCAGAUGUUUACGCAGCUGAUGAAGCAAGUAAUGCAGCUGGCCAUAGACACUGAGGAACGCCUCAAAGGGGUCAUCGACCUCAUCUUCGAGAAGGCCAUUUCAGAGCCCAACUUCUCUGUGGCCUAUGCCAACAUGUGCCGCUGUCUCAUGGCGCUAAAAGUGCCCACUACAGAAAAUCCAACAGUAACUGUAAACUUCCGAAAACUGUUGUUGAAUCGAUGUCAGAAGGAGUUUGAGAAAGACAAAGAUGAUGAUGAGGUUUUAGAGAAGAAGCAGAAGGAAAUGGAUGAAGCCGCUACAGCAGAAGAACAGGAACGUCUGAAGGAAGAGCUGGAAGAGGCUCGAGAUAAAGCCCGGCGGCGCUCUCUUGGGAAUAUCAAGUUUAUUGGGGAGUUGUUUAAGCUGAAGAUGUUGACCGAGGCGAUAAUGCACGACUGUGUAGUCAAACUGCUUAAGAACCACAAUGAAGAGUCUCUCGAGUGCCUGUGCCGUCUGCUGACCACCAUUGGCAAAGACCUGGACUUUGAGAAAGCCAAGCCGCAAAUGGAUCAGUAUUUUCACCAAAUGAAAAAAGUCGUUAAGGACAAGAAGACGUCUUCCAGAAUUUGCUUUAUGCUGCAAGAUGUGCUAGAUCUGCGUCGAAGCAAUUGGGUACCACGCAGAGGGGACCAGGGUCCCAAGACCAUUGACCAAAUCCACAAGGAAGCUGAGAUGGAAGAACAUCGGGAGCACAUCAAAGUGCAGCAGCUCAUGGCAAAGGGCAGUGACAAGCGACAGGGUGGCCCUCCAGGCCCAUCCAUCGGCCUUGGUCUUCCACUUGUGGACGAUAGUGGCUGGAACACAGUCCCUGUCAGCAAGGGCAGCAGACUCAUUGACACUUCACUUCUCACCCAGAUCACAAAGCCUCGCUCCCUGGAUUCAGACAAUCUGCUCUUUGCACCUGGAGGGCGACUGAGCUGGGGCAUGUUUCUCAAUAUAUUUGACUGUGGCCAUCUGAGUAUCUGCCUCUGUUAA